This is a messenger RNA of Fomitiporia mediterranea MF3/22, 546 nucleotides long. RefSeq lists its product as uncharacterized. Bases 1 to 546 code for a protein of 181 amino acids. The record is from RefSeq and is a predicted model, not a curated record. Lineage: Eukaryota; Fungi; Basidiomycota; Agaricomycetes; Hymenochaetales; Hymenochaetaceae. The transcript is spliced from 3 exons.
AUGUCUGUCAAGGCAAAUACUGAAACUGUGUUUUGCAACGUUCAGGUCUUGUCAUACAACACAGCUAAAGAUCCAUUCGAGUUGACAGAGGUAAGACAAGGGGAUAAUACAGACACGAUUCACACGAAGGAUAUGCUUCAAAAAUAUGCUGAGGACCAUUAUCCUGUUAAUCUUGCUAAAGAAAGGCGAAUCUGUUGGCUGAGAAGAGACAAAGAGCAGGAUAUUGAGGAUGAAAGACAUAAUGCUUUCUGGGACUGGAUUGAUGCAUUUCAGAUGAAGGUUCAUGGCAUUCGGCCUGAGGACAUUAAAGCAGAGGAAGAGCAACACAAGAAAGAGGCAGAGGAGUUAGAAACUCAGAGAAUUGCUGGAUGGCAGAAGAGUGUUGAUGAGAGUUUCUGUGACGAGCACAAUGACAAUUCCAGAAAUUCUAGCAUAAACGAAGAAGACAAGGAAAUAGACACCUGUAGUAGUGAUGACAAGAAGCUGUUCAGUAUAGAGGUGGCUCUCAGCAGAAGUCCACCAUUGUAUGGUCCAUAUCCCAUUUGA